Messenger RNA from Nicotiana tabacum (common tobacco), 571 nucleotides. The record is from RefSeq and is a predicted model, not a curated record. Lineage: Eukaryota; Viridiplantae; Streptophyta; Magnoliopsida; Solanales; Solanaceae.
GUUGGAAGUGGGGGUUGCUUACCAUCAGAGCAACCCCUCUUGUCUAAGGUGUAUUUAUAGUUUAUUAGACAUUAUUAAUUAUGAACCGACGUACGUUUAUUCUCUUUUCAUGCUAAUGUUUUUUAUGUAGUUGAUGCUGAGGAAUAUUUCUCCAACAGCAUUUGAGCAAACAACACUGAAUUUGCCUGAAUCAUUUGAAAACGAAAGGGAUAAUGAGGUGGCAUCUGGAGAUGGUGCUGAAGUUCAUCUUAGUUAUGACGACUUUAGCGGUCCGCCGCCUCAAACAAGUAGGAAGCAGCCUAUAACUAAACCUGAUCAUCCGUUGAACAAUGAUGACUGGAGCACCGAGUUAAAAAGACUGAGUGAUGGACAGUUGGAGUUGAAGAGUGAGAUUCAGAUGCUCAACAAGGAGGUUGCAUCACUCAAGGACUGCGUGGUAGCAUCCUUUGCAGAUGCUUUUAAAGCCAUCAAGUCUCUGUCGAAGAAACAAAGAGAAAAGACUGCUUGCGAGGUAAUGCACAAUGUAGGGGUCCCUUUGAUUUAUUUUUUUUGGUAAAUAAUUUUUUAUUAA